Messenger RNA from Colossoma macropomum (tambaqui), 1890 nucleotides. RefSeq names its product macrophage-expressed gene 1 protein-like. The transcript has 2 exons. Bases 1 to 1890 code for a protein of 629 amino acids. Gene Ontology annotation, biological process: defense response to bacterium. The record is from RefSeq and is a predicted model, not a curated record. NCBI's taxonomy places the organism in Eukaryota, Metazoa, Chordata, Actinopteri, Characiformes, Serrasalmidae.
AUGGGCUCAAUAAGCCUCUCUCUCCUGGGUUUCCUUGCAUUCAUCAGUACCUGUGAUCUCCAUUGUCCACUCAGUCAUCCUGACAAUGGACUUCGUGAGUGCCGCAAAAAACUUACUUCACCAGCAUUGGAGGUCCUCCCUGGGGGUGGCUGGGACAACCUGCGUAACCUUGAUAUGGGGCGAGUGAUGAACAUCAGCUAUUCCCUGUGCCAGACCACCGAGGACGGCGUGUACAUCAUCCCAGACGAGGUCUUCAUCAUCCCACAGAAAGUGAGCAGAGUGGAGAUGAACUCGGAGAUCAUCAGUUCAUGGCUGGAACAGAAAAGCACCACUUCAAGCUCCAUUAAUGCAGACGGGUCCAUACGCUCUGUGCUCAACGGCAAGUUCUCCGCUGAGAACAAACGCAUGAAAACCCACCAAGUGAAAGAGAGUUCUGUCACAUCACGUGUACAGGUGCGUAAUCAUCUGUACACUGUUAAGGUGUUUCCUGAUUUCACUCUGGACACCCGCUUUGCCCGUCAGGUAGAGGAAAUCGCAGAUGCCAUCAAGAACAACCGAACCCGUCAGGCAGAGUAUCUGUCAGAGAAGAUGAUACUUGAUUAUGGCACACACGUCAUCACAAGUGUUGAUGCUGGUGCUACUUUGGUGGAGGAGGACUACUUAAAAUCCUCUUAUGUUUCUGAUAUGCAGUCUUCUCAGUCUUCUGUUUCAGCAUCAGCUGGUGCUAACUUUUUUAAAAAAAUAGUUGAAUUUAAAAUUGAAAGAUUGAAUAUAACUGGAUUUAUAGACCAGGAAACAUCUGAAACUCGGAGCUACCAGGGUAACAUUACAUACUCCAUAACACUGAGUCAUGGUGGGGCUUUAUUUUAUCCUGGUAUAACUCUACAGAAAUGGCAAGAGAGCACACACAACAAUCUGGUAGCUAUUGACCGUAGUGGACUACCACUCCACUAUUUUCUCAAUCCAUCAUUGUUUCCAGACCUCCCACUUCCAACAGUGAAUAAACUAGCUCUGUUUGUGAGUCAGGCCAUAGAACGCUACUACACAAUUAACACUCGCCCUGGAUGUGUGAACCCAGACUCCAAAAAUUUUAAUUUCCAAGCUAAUGUAGAUGAUAAUUCCUGUGAGGGUCCCAGCAGCAACCUUAACUUUGGUGGAGUUUACCAGCAGUGCACUCCCCUGACUUCAGACGGAGAUGCAAUCUGCCAGGAGCUCGCUGAGAAAAACCCAGCCACUGGCUCAUAUUCCUGUCAGCAACCAUACACUGCUACCCUAUUGCGCUCAGAAACACAGGAAUACAAUGAGUGUCAUAGGCAUUGUCAUUCGUGCUGGUUGGUGUCUGAGUGCUGUAAAGACAUCUGUGAAAAUAUGUCUGUUCGCAUUGACACCUACUGGUGCUCCACUAAUGAAAUGGCUCAAGAGUUCUCUGGAUAUCUCUUUGGAGGUCUGUAUGGCCCUUCUUUACAAAACCCAUUAACCAAAUCCAGAUCUUGUCCUCCAAAUUUCUUUCCUCAGAAAUUUUUGUCAAAUGGAAUUAUGAUCUGUCUGAGCAGCGACUACAAAACAGCAACCAAAUUCUCUGUACCGUUUGGAGGUUUCUUUAGCUGCCAGUCUACCAACUUGCUUGCAGGAAGCCAGUCUCGCUGCCCACCACAGUUCAGUCAACAUCUUGCAGCCAUAAGCGAUGGAUGCCAGAUACUGUACUGUGUUCAGUCAGGUGUUUUCACUGGAGGCGAGUUACUGCCCAUCCACCUGCCACCUUUCAAAAGACCUCCAGACACAAACAUUGACGAGAGGAAAAUCAAAGCGAUAAAACCGUGGAGUCUAAUGAAGCCUGAGGACAGCAAACUGUCCUCAUAUGAUGAUUCCUCUCAGUCAACAGGGAAAUAG